AUGUCACCUUCUGCACGCCAUAAGCUUCUGCACGCCAUCUCUGUCUUGCGCACCACGCCGCCUGCACGACUAUCCCGGAGAGUUGGAAACUCAGUCAGCCAAGAAACAAUACAGGAGACAUUCUCGUCAGUGCCAGCUUCACCGCAAUCGGAAUAUGUCCAAGGCUGGGGCGGCUUGGUGUGUUCAAGACUCCCUCGUGAGCUUAGAUUUGAGCUUGUCUGCUGGCUUCACACUGCGCGGUCACUUGUGAAUCUAGAAUUUCUGGUUUGA
Molecule: messenger RNA, 270 nt
Organism: Pseudocercospora fijiensis CIRAD86
Lineage: Eukaryota; Fungi; Ascomycota; Dothideomycetes; Mycosphaerellales; Mycosphaerellaceae
Exons: 3
Coding region: 1-270 (89 amino acids)
Source: RefSeq, a predicted model, not a curated record